AUGGGGGAUGAAUUGGUGGAGUUCAAGAUUGGCAAAGUGGUCUGUGGUAAAUGGAAAGUCAUGGAAAAGCUUGGGGCUGGGGGAUGUGGGGCUGUUUACGAAGUGGCGGAACCUAACCGGCUUAGAUAUCGUGCAGCUUUGAAGGUGUGGUAAUCAUUUUUAACUUUAAUUUUUUUUUCAAUUUUUGGUUUAAAAAUGAUUUUUGGAUUUUUAAGUUGUUCAAAUAAUUCUGAGCUACCAAUUAAAGCAAAUGCUGAGGCUCAGAUUUAUUUGAACAACCAAAAUCUGCAAGCUCGGCAUUUUAUAUUGUAGUACCUUUCAUAAAUCAAAAGAAACUUGGUUUUAAUGCCAUUUUAAAACAUAACCAACAUCCUCUUCAGGUCGAGUCAAACAAUAUCGAAGACGGUGGAGUUCUAAAGCUUGAAGCUGAAGUUUUAACCAAGUUGGCUUCACGAAAGAAGUGUAUCCGCCUUCUGAAUUUGGGAAAACGAAAAUCCUACUCAUUCAUCGUCAUGACACUUUGUGGCCCUGAUCUUAUGUUUCUGAAACGAGUCGAUACUGAUAAGAAAUCCAUGUUUAAGCACAUUGACAACCGGUUUUCGCCCGAAACGGCAGUCAGAAUCGGGGUACACGCGUUGUAUGCCAUCAAACAGGUAGGCUUGAUUCAAAAGUUGAAAGUUUAUUUUUGUUAUCUAGAUUUUAAAAAAAAUUUUUUUUUAUUUUUUUUUUUUUAUUUUUGUUACUUAAAGUUAUAUAUUUUUCAUUUUUGUUGCCUAAAAUUGCAUUUUUUCUGUUUCUGUUAUCUAAAAUUUUAUUUUUUUCUACUUUUGUUAUUUAAAAAUUUUUUUUUUAAUUUUGUUAUCUAAAAAACUUUUAUUUUUUUUCCUUUUUGUUGCCUAAAAUCUCAUUUUUUCAGUUUUGUUACUUAAAAUUGCAUUUUUUCUGUUACUUAAAGUAUCAUUUUUUCUUCCUUUUUACCAAAAAUUUCAUUUUUUUUUAUUUUUGUAGCCUACAAUUUAAUUUUUUCGAUUUUUUUUUAUUUAAUUAAAAUUUUUAAAAAUAUUUCCUUUAUUACAAUAUCAAAGAACCCGUUUCCAGCUCCACGAAAUUGGCUACGUACAUCGUGACGUGAAGCCAGGCAACAUGGUAAUCGGUGUCAGCGGCUACGACACUCGUGUCAUCUUCAUGAUCGACUACGGAAUGGUGCGCUCUUUUGCCACGCUAGGACCGGGUGGUAAAUGGCAGUUACGGAAAGCCAGAAACAAGGUGCUACUGAGAGGCACACUUCGCUAUUGCUCAUUGCAAGUUCACGAACGUCGCGAGCAGGGUCGAGUCGACGAUCUGUGGUCACUGAUGUACAUGUUGGUGGAGUUGUUAGUUGGUCUGCCGUGGUCGAAGGAGACGGAAGAGGCACCAUUAAAGGACAUUAAGCAGAGUACCACUUGUGACAAGUUGUUUGACAAGUGCCCUCAGGAGUUUAACAAGAUUACCGACCAUUUGAAGGAGUUAAAGUACGAAAAUCGACCGAAUUAUCGACUAAUCUAUGAUUGUGUGAGUUUGGUUUUGUUGUUAUUAGCUCAAUAUUUUUCACACAAGAUUUUCAUUUUGUGCUCUUUGUGACCUUAGUUAAUAUGUUUCCGUUCCCUUAGGCUUGAGGUUGGUAUUUUACAUAUAUUUUAUAAUGAUCAGCUUUAUAUGGGUCUAAAAAGGCUUAUGUUAAUAUUUUUCAGUUUAUUGAGUCAAUGAAAAGAAUGAAGGUAACGUUCUCUAUGCCGUACGAUUGGGAAGAGAAGGUGGAUACUGCUGACUUUUCCGCUCUGAGCAUUUCAGAAGGAAGAAACGACAAAAACAACAAGAAACCAACACGUAAGCCUAAAAUUUAAUCAAAAUUAAAAAUUUUUUGGUAUUUUUCAGCUUGAUGCAAAAAGAAUGGCAUUUUGUCAACUUUUGACGUUGAUGAAUGCCAUUUUCAGUCAAAAUAAUGUUUAAAAAAGUAUUUUUAAGCAUACAGCUAACUAAUCGAUAUUAUUUUAGCUGAAGAAUACGAAUGGAAGUGCUACCCCACCACCGAUCCUAAGGCAUUCGCCGAAAAAGUGAUUAAUCUCUGA
Messenger RNA from Bursaphelenchus okinawaensis, 2108 nucleotides. The record is from the annotation of a GenBank genome assembly. NCBI's taxonomy places the organism in Eukaryota, Metazoa, Nematoda, Chromadorea, Rhabditida, Aphelenchoididae.